This is a messenger RNA of Callithrix jacchus (white-tufted-ear marmoset), 3300 nucleotides long. RefSeq names its product synaptotagmin 17 (gene SYT17). Lineage: Eukaryota; Metazoa; Chordata; Mammalia; Primates; Cebidae. Gene Ontology annotation, cellular component: exocytic vesicle; plasma membrane. Gene Ontology annotation, biological process: calcium-ion regulated exocytosis. Gene Ontology annotation, molecular function: calcium ion binding; phosphatidylserine binding; calcium-dependent phospholipid binding. The record is from RefSeq and is a predicted model, not a curated record.
GGGAAGAUAAUAACUUUCUCCCCAUUGAUUCAAAGUUCUGAGUUUGAGUCCUGCCUCAGUUCACCUCUGGGACAUGCCCGAGGUUGGGGUGCAGGACUUCUAUCUAGUCCACUUGGCCCAUUUGGAAAACCAUCUUAAAGAGAAGGAGGGAGUUUGUGCUUUGAGAACCCAGGAGACGAAGAUGGGGAGGCAGGGUGGGAGCACAAGAGGAGAGGGAGGGCCUCACAAUAGAAGAGGAAGGGAGGGCCUCCCUCCUCAAGAGGACCAGAUUAGGGCUUCCUUUUCAGUUCCCUCUGUUUGUGGGUGGUGAUAGGAAACACCCCACUAUCACCAUUGGAGCAGAAUUGGAAGGUAGGGCCUCCUGGAGGGCGGGGGACCCAAGUACCAUCCACUGUGUGCCUGCCUGCAUGUUAGCUAAUCAUGUCCUUUCGGGUUGGCUACAUGGCUAUUUCUGUAUAGGAAGGUUUGCUCUUCUCCUGAAGUGUGGCUGUAUUGGAUAGCAUGACUAUCUAUCUGCCCGCUCUGAUUCAUAACAGCAUACGGUGCAAAUCAGAUCGAAAUGCUAGAGUUUCUCAUUUAUUUGGUGUUGGUUAACCGGGAGGCUACCAGCAGCCCUGAAAAUAGCAACACCUUGUUAGGAAGUCAGCUUCCUUCCCAGGAUGGGCAGUUGGAACCAUUAAACGAGGGUUUUCUUUCUAGAAUCUCUGAUCUGCUGCUGUGCAGAUGGACCUGCCGGCACUGCUGUCAGAAGUGCUACGAGUCCAGCUGUUGCCAGUCGAGUGAGGAUGAAGUUGAAAUUCUGGGACCUUUCCCUGCUCAGACCCCUCCCUGGCUGAUGGCCAGCCGGAGCAGUGACAAGGAUGGCGACUCUGUCCACACGGCCAGCGAAGUCCCGCUGACCCCACGGACCAAUUCCCCAGAUGGGAGACGCUCGUCCUCAGACACAUCCAAGUCCACAUACAGCCUGACGCGGAGGAUUUCGAGUCUUGAGUCAAGACGUCCCAGCUCUCCACUCAUCGAUAUUAAACCCAUCGAGUUUGGUGUUCUCAGCUCCAAGAAGGAGCCCAUCCAGCCUUCGGUGCUCAGACGGACCUAUACCCCUGACGACUAUUUCAGGAAGUUCGAACCCCACCUGUACUCCCUCGACUCCAACAGCGAUGACGUGGACUCUCUGACGGACGAGGAGAUUCUGACCAAGUACCAGCUGGGCAUGCUGCACUUCAGCACCCAGUAUGACCUCCUGCACAACCACCUCACCGUGCGCGUGAUCGAGGCCAGGGACCUGCCACCUCCCAUCUCCCACGACGGCUCUCGCCAGGACAUGGCACACUCCAACCCCUACGUCAAGAUCUGUCUCCUGCCAGACCAGAAGAACUCGAAGCAAACUGGGGUCAAACGCAAGACCCAGAAGCCCGUGUUUGAGGAGCGCUACACCUUUGAGAUCCCCUUCCUGGAAGCCCAGAGGAGGACCCUGCUCCUGACCGUGGUGGAUUUUGAUAAGUUCUCCCGCCACUGUGUCAUUGGGAAAGUUUCCGUGCCUUUGUGUGAAGUUGACCUGGUCAAGGGUGGGCACUGGUGGAAGGCGCUGAUUCCCAGUUCUCAGAAUGAAGUGGAGCUAGGGGAGCUGCUUCUGUCACUGAAUUAUCUCCCAAGUGCUGGCAGACUGAAUGUUGAUGUCAUCCGAGCCAAGCAACUUCUUCAAACAGAUGUGAGCCAAGGUUCAGACCCCUUUGUGAAAAUCCAGUUGGUGCAUGGACUCAAACUUGUGAAAACCAAGAAGACAUCCUUCUUAAGAGGCACAAUUGAUCCUUUCUACAAUGAAUCCUUCAGCUUCAAAGUUCCCCAAGAAGAACUGGAAAAUGCCAGCUUAGUGUUUACAGUUUUCGGCCACAACAUGAAGAGCAGCAACGACUUCAUCGGGAGGAUUGUCAUCGGCCAGUACUCUUCAGGCCCCUCUGAGUCCAACCACUGGCGGCGCAUGCUCAACACGCACCGCACAGCCGUGGAGCAGUGGCACAGCCUGAGGUCCCGAGCUGAGUGUGACCGGGUGUCUCCUGCCUCCCUGGAGGUGACCUGAGGGCUGCAGGGAAGGCAACUUUCAUAUGUUUAAAAAAAAAAAAAAAGACAGAAAAAAAAUGUCACAUACUAUUACAUCCACACCUGUGUACACACUCGCAACAUGUCUACACACGUCCACAGACACAGACACACAGACACCCGAAAUCCUCUCAGAAGUGAGAGGAAGCAGACUAUUAAUCACGAAAUGGCCACCCUCAGUGAGACCUGGGAACUUUCUGGAAGCCCCAUCUGUAGAUCACAAGCUCAGUGGGCUCUGCCGUGGGACUUAUUGGCAGUGCCUGCUCUUGUCAAUACCCCUGCCCCAAAAUGCACUUUCAACCCUCAGGCCAGAGAAAGGACCUCCCAAAGGGUGCCAGUCUCCAUCAAGACUGAAUUUACCAAGAGUUUGGCCAGUAUGUGGGAGACCUGACCACCCCCACUCCCCAAACACACACCCACUGGGUAACUUCUGAACAGGCUGCUGUUCCCUGGGGUUCUUCAAACCUGAUACCUUUCUCCAAAGGUGUAAGUAUCUUUGUCUUCUCCUUAGUAAAUGUGAUAACUAGAUUAUGGACCAUUUGGAGAAACCAAAUGGCAACCAGAACUAUUCCAGUGUCAGAAGCCUCUCCUGGCUUAAUGGAAUCGUCCUUGUGUUAGCUCAUUCCAGGAGACUCCCUGUGGGUAUAUAUGUGUAUGUUCUCGUGCAUGUGCCCUCACAGGUGAACACAUGCGUGUGCCUACGUGUCCUCUUGGAGAGCAUGGCAAUGAGUCGGGACUUCAAUCCUGAGCACUGCCUUCUCUCUGCUUCUCCUGUCCAGUGCGAUUCCAACCAGUGUCCUGUCUGUCAGAGACCCCAGCUUGGGUAACAGUAAUGUGUGUGUGAGUCAAGUAAAUAGGAUAUGAUAACGCAAAAGUAACAUUUUUUUGGCUGAAUCAUGGUGAUUGUGACCCACAAAAGAUAUACAAAGGACCCGAUACAUGGAUUAAAUGGCCACCACACCCAUCCAUGAUGAUCUUCUUCCUUAAUCAUACUCUGAGCGUUUUUCUGUGUUUGUCUGUGAACCAAUGUUACGUCUCACGUGCUAGGGAAUUAAUGUAGUUAGAAUAGAUCUCUCUCUCUUUUUCUCUCUCUCUCUCUCUCCUCUCUCUCUAUUGGAUGCUUCUGUAUCUUUUUCCACAGCAUAAUGUCUGGUGUGAUGGGGAGCUAUUUAUUGAAAUUAAAGAUUAUUUAUUUGUGCCAUG